GUGAGCUGCUUUGGAGGAGAAGAUUUAUCUGAUACUGGCGAUUAUUGGAGGCUUGAGAUUGAGGGGAGUGGGAAAACAUGGAGGCAAGACCAAAAGUUCAGGCUUCAGCAUGUGGACACUGGUGGUUAUCUACUCAGUCACGACAAGAAAUACCAAAGGAUAGCUGGAGGUCAACAAGAGGUUUGCGGUGUGCGAGAUAAACGUCCUGAUAAUGUUUGGUUGGCAGCAGAAGGUGUAUACCUCCCAGUCACUGAAACGAAGUAGACUUUGUCACCCUGCUCUCACUAAUGCUGAAAAACCGAUGGAGAGAUGACAGGUUAUGGUGGUGAGUACUGAAAGCAUAAUUCCAGGAGCAAUAGAAGUAUAUAUUCAAAAUCAUGUAACUAGUUAUCAACUGAUUUAUAUCAAGAGCUCCGGUAUUCAUACCUGGGGGACUGAAGUGAUCACUCACUAUGUAGAGUUCUAGCAACUUCUGCACCAAUAUUCUGAGUAGAUUUUGUAGAAGAUAUGUAUGGUCCAUGUGUUUGAAUUUUAUAGCUUAUAUACCCCAUGGAUUCGUCUGAGCGUUUUCGUGAUAA
Messenger RNA from Telopea speciosissima, 578 nucleotides. Its product is annotated as stromal cell-derived factor 2-like protein. The record is from RefSeq and is a predicted model, not a curated record. Lineage: Eukaryota; Viridiplantae; Streptophyta; Magnoliopsida; Proteales; Proteaceae. The transcript is spliced from 3 exons. The annotation marks the transcript as partial.